AAUUCCUCUCCCUCUCCCUCCUGUACCAACGCUCUCGCGCCUCUUGGAGAUCCGCCCAAAACCCUAGAAACCGCCAAACCCCGCCGAGGAGGUGAGAGAAGUCGCUGAGCUCCGCCUACCUUUUCUUCUUCUCUCACCUCACUUCCGCCGAUCCGCGCUCAGGUUGAUCAGAGAUGGCAACGAUGGUGCAGCAAGCCCCAGCUGCAAGCCUCACUCCUACUGCCGAUGUUGUCGGUAAUGCCUUUGUUCUUCAGUACUACAAUAUCUUGGAACAAUCCCCUGAGCUUGUUCAUCGAUUUUACCAAGAUAUUAGUAAGCUUGGUCGUCCGGGAGAUGGUGGGAUCAUGAGCAUUACAACCACCAUGGAGGAAAUCAACAAGAAGAUACUUGAUUACGGAGAGCUCAGUGCAAAUAUCAAGACUGUGGAUGCUCAGGAAUCUUACAAUGGAGGAGUAUUUGUUCUUGUCACUGGGUAUUUGACUGGAAAGGACCUUGUAAGGAAGAAAUUUACUCAAAGUUUUUUCUUGGCACCACAAGACGUAGGCUACUUUGUUUUGAACGAUGUCUUUAGAUAUGUUGAAGAUUCCACCCCUGAAAAUGAGGACAAUGGAUUGGUUGUUGAUGUUGAAGUUGAACCUCCUAUUACCCCCAAACAUGAUGCUCCUGCUUUGCAGGACAAUCAUGUCCCAGAGCCUGUGAUUGCAGUGUCUGAGGAUGUUGCCAAGGAGGAAGUAAUCAAACCUUCUGAAAAUGGAGUAGUUUCAGUUGCAGAGGAAGCAGUACCAGAACCUGAAGUUGUCAAUGAAAUUCCUGAUGAUUUGCAAUUGGUGGUUAAAGUCGAAGCUGAAUCUUACUCAAAAGUUGAAGAUGAAUCCAACCCCAAAGUUGAGGCUGAGUUCAACUCCAAAGUUGAAGCUGAAUCUAACUCUAAAGUUGAAGCACCGAAGAAGUCUUAUGCCUCAAUUCUUAAGAGCAAGAAGGAGGGUACUGUCCCAUUUUCUACUCCGGCACCCAUGAGGUUUGUCCCAAAGAAGCAGGAGCACCAAGUGACUGCUGCUCCAAUAUCUGCUCCAGUUUCAGAAACAGUAGCCAGCACCAAUGCCAGAGAAAAUGGGAAUUUAGAGCCCGAAGCUGAAGGUUACUCUAUCUACAUUAAGGGUCUGCCAAUGGAUUGUACAAAUACUGUAAUUGAGAAUGAGUUUAAGAAAUUUGGACAGAUCAAGAAGAAUGGUGUGCAAGUUAGAAUCCUAAGGGGGUUCUGUUUUGGCUUCGUGGAAUUUGAGGCUGCAAGUUCUGUGCAAAGUGCGAUGGAGGCUUCACCCAUCGUGAUUGGUGGACGCCAAGUUUUUGUUGAGGAAAAGCGAUCAACUCGAGGGAGGGGACGGUUUUCCGGAAGGGGAAAUGGGAACGGGUACAGGACUGAGGGACCAAGAGGACGUGGAGGCUAUGGAGGUGGUAGGGCUUAUGGUCGUGGCGAUUUCAAUGGUGGUCGUGGCGAUUUCAAGUCUGAUUAUGGAAGUAGGAGUAGCAAUAGGGGAGGAUCAUCGGGCCGUGGAGGAGAUGGAUAUCAGAGGUCUGACAAUGGUGCUCGUGUGAAUCGUUCUAGUGGGGUAGCGGUUAAUGCAGCAGCGAAAAGCACAGUACCACAGGUGUCUGCCUCAGCUUGAGAACGCCUCAACUUUUGAAGUUUGGUCGCAAACAGAGAGCGAUUAAAUUCUAUUCCUUUUUGUCAAUGGUGAAGUAAUUGGGUAGGCACUGAGAGGGCCGUUUCUGAUCGUUUUGUGGAUGAACCAGCCACCUAGGAUAUUUCCCUAGGAUUUUCUUGACUUUUUUUUUUUUUUUUUAUCUUUUCGGGUUUUUAUAUCGGAGCUAUUUUGGAGGCGAUAGAGGUGUUAGAUUUUGUGCCUAGUAUAUUUUGGAUAAAGUACUUGUAGCGCCAUUGGUCGUUAUGCGGAUGGAAAUGGAAAUGACAAUAGGGGUUCAAAACUUCAAAGUGCUCAUAUUUUGUUGUAAUGGCUGUCCCAUCCCAUGUUGUAUGUUUCCGUGAUUGCUAUGUGGCCAUAAUAUUUGCGGAUGAUUUUGAUC
This is a messenger RNA of Pyrus x bretschneideri (Chinese white pear), 2085 nucleotides long. Its product is annotated as nuclear transport factor 2-like. Gene Ontology annotation, molecular function: mRNA binding. The coding region runs from base 174 to 1667 and encodes 497 amino acids. The record is from RefSeq and is a predicted model, not a curated record. The transcript has 10 exons. NCBI's taxonomy places the organism in Eukaryota, Viridiplantae, Streptophyta, Magnoliopsida, Rosales, Rosaceae. Gene Ontology annotation, cellular component: cytosol; ribonucleoprotein complex.